Messenger RNA from Cadophora gregata, 1452 nucleotides. RefSeq lists its product as uncharacterized. The record is from RefSeq and is a predicted model, not a curated record. The coding region runs from base 1 to 1452 and encodes 483 amino acids. Lineage: Eukaryota; Fungi; Ascomycota; Leotiomycetes; Helotiales; Ploettnerulaceae. The transcript has 2 exons.
AUGCUCAGGGCAACUGUCGUGUGGCUUGGUGAAGAGGGCGAACAUACAAGGACAGCAUUUAGCCUUUGCAAUAUUCUAAAAUCUGAUGUACCAGAACAUUUAUCAUCGGCGGAAAUGGCAGAAAGUCACUUUGCGAAGAGGAUCAAGGAGCUCUCGACCAAGCACCCAGAGAAAUUGAAAAUUCUAGAGGGGUGGGAGUCGUUAGCUGCGCUGAUUGCUUUACCUUGUUGGGCAAGAACCUGGAUCAUCCAAGAGGUGGCUAUCUCCUGCUCAGCAACCCUGCUGUGGGUUUCGCAAAAGAUGGACAUCGAGACUUUAAAAUUGUCCCUAGAAACACUACGAAAGUACAGUCCAACGAUUUGGCAUUACUUCGAAGGCCUUGAGCACAUAACUGGCCUGCUGUUACUUCGAACUUCGGUGGAUGACCAUGACGGUUCCAGUACAAUUCCGGAUCCCAACUACGAAGAGCCGGUGGACUCUCUUGUUCGUGCAAUUACCAUCAAGAAGUUGACUACGGUGUGUCCUGAGCAGGUAGUCGAUAUUAUCUGUCUGGACCAUGGUAGAGUUCCUAGACGAGAAGAUCUCCCGUCGUGGGUCGUUGAUUGGAUAAGCCUCUGGGAGCAGCCAGAUGGUAAUAUCUUGUCAUCAAGGCUCACUCGUUUCUUAUCCAGUUCUGAUUUCACAAAGUAUGAGGCAUGUGGGCGGUCGCGUGUAACAGUGCAAAUUUCUCGAGACCAGAGAACUCUGACUUGCUACGGCUACCAUUUUGAUAUCAUUCGCGGCCUGUCUCUUUUCGAUUCACGAGUUGGAUUCGUAGAAGCCGCGCCUCACAGUCUAUCAACUUUGACCUCAUUCGAGAACCAAUUGUGGAGACAGCAAAAUGUCUACGGGUCCGAACUGGAGCUUCUCAAGGCCAUUUGGCUGAGCAGCAUCCAUAACCCGGUGAUAGACGGCACGGGAAUGACAACAUCAUCAUCCGUACAAUCCUUUCAGAAUCUUUUCUCUGACAAGGUUCAAAAACCUGCCUGGGUUGAAUCAACCUGGAUGGACAUCAUCAAAGAAGCAGGGGAGUUUAAACUAUACGGACGAAAAUUAAACGACUGGUUUGCAGCUUCACGAGAUCUCAGCUGUCUUGAAACUAUGAAUAUCUUGAAAAGCACGGAGUACAUAGACCCAGCCGACCGUGAAAAUUCCUUCUGGGACUCCAUCCAAAUUGGACGGUUUGGCCGACGAAUGAUGGAGACUGCCAUGGGAUAUGUUGGGACCGCUCAUGCGCAGGCGCAUGUCGGAGACUCGGUAGUUUUGCUACAAGGUGCUUCGGUACCUAUCAUUCUGCGGCCAUGUGAUGGUGGCUAUAGAGUCAUUGGAGAGGCUUAUGUGUACGGAAUUAUGCAGGGAGAAUUUUGCAAAACUCAACAUGAAUCUGAGAUGAAGGCUUUCCAUCUUAAAUGA